This is a messenger RNA of Leptinotarsa decemlineata (Colorado potato beetle), 4140 nucleotides long. It is a transcript of the gene Rab23, whose product is annotated as RAS oncogene family member Rab23. NCBI's taxonomy places the organism in Eukaryota, Metazoa, Arthropoda, Insecta, Coleoptera, Chrysomelidae. The record is from RefSeq and is a predicted model, not a curated record. Gene Ontology annotation, molecular function: GTP binding; GTPase activity.
UGAAUUUUAUUUUUAAAAUGGUCAACUACGUGCUGUCUUUCUGCAAAAUCACUGGAGCUAGUAAGAUUUUCAAGAGAAACUUUUAUUUGCCUUUGCUGAAGCCGCUCACCCCCAAAGAGGCCUUGCGAACUCUGAGAAUAACUGGGAAGUGGCUGCUUGGGGCCAAGGUCCAGCAUUACAUUCCAGUUUUGUUGCAUCACUCUGAAAAAAGGCCAGAAAAUUCUGAAAAAUUUGGCAAGCUACCCCAUAGCAAAUUAGAGGAUUAUACUUAUAUGACUCCUACGUUGGACCCAGAAAACGACAGCCAUAAAAUACUCCUAAAAAUUCUUCAAAGCAAAGAAACAAAAAGUUUUUUCGUAUACGCUGUCGAUGACAAAAAAUACUGCAUAGUUUUCAAUUCCGAUUUCGAAAAUGCCAUCAGAGACGGAGACAUCUUGGAUGUGCUCGUUUCACAAAAGAACGACAAAAUCAUAGUUAAACUGAAAGACAGAAAGAAAAUUCCCUUAGAAAUGCAAUACUAUGAGGGGGGCCUCGAUGACCUGCUCUGCGGUGAAGGGGCCACUACCCCCGAGGAGGAGAAAUUCCAUCACCAUGGUAAGUACACCAUGAGUCUAGCUAAAAUAUUCGAGGAGAAAGAAAUGCGAGAGGAAAAGUGGGAGGAAGAGUUGAAAAAAAUAAUGAAACGUCGCAAGAAGCAGAAAUGGGAAAAUUCCAAAGCGUACAAAGAAAUGAUGAAGCGCAACAUGAAGAAUCUGAACUGGUCAAAAUUCGAGGAGGAGGCCAAGCGAGUCAUUGAUGAACUAUCGGAACCUGCCAGCGAGUGCCCUAUUGAAAUGGAGGUUGACGACUUGAACGCCACGAAAAAUGUCAACGAGACUAUUUUGAGCCGCGGCCCAGAAAUGCUCAAUCAACUGCCUACACUAACCGAGAUUCCAGAUCUAAUUAAAAACAUGGGCACUGCCUGCUUACAUGAAAUCGAAGACAUUCCCGCGAACGAGAACGAUACUGCCCGAAAGGUAUCGGGGGUUAAGGUGAAACUCCCUUCUGGGAAAGAAUGCUUCGUCAGCGGGCAAAUGGUGCUUACCGAAGAGGGUGAGGUGUUUGUUCCAGGGCAGACAAUACAAAGCGAAUUCGGGGAUGAAUAUAUUCCAGGCAUAACAACAAACGUCGGUAGCCAACCCACCCUUAUCGGAGGCUUGAUUUUAGGCGAAGACCAACGGGAUCCCAUGUUUUUACCAUCGCAAUCGGCCAUCACUGCUGACGGGCAGCUCACAUUCGCUACAACCCCUGAGGAACGACCCCCUCCCCAGGACGAAAGUGAGCGUAAGUUGAAGAGGAAUAAAAAGCCGGUUGUCGAGGAAGAUAUUUUGGAAAACUUCGAAAUCAUCGUCAUCGAAGAGGAUCUGUCGGAUCAGUCCGAGUCCGAUGAAAAAUCCACGGACGAGUCGAGUAUCGACCUGAACAAUUCUGAAAUCGAAGAACUAGACAUGGAGGCCAUCAGGCUGAAACAAGAGCAGCACAGACUGGACAUGGAAAAACUGAAACAGCAACUCGUCGACGAUAUGGACGACGUAAUCGCCAGCCUCGAGGAUAAAAAAGCUCAGUUGAAAAAGAAACUCGAAGAGUUGCGACAACAGCACAUGGAAAAUCAAAAUAAUUUAGUAACGUACGUGAACGAGAAAGACGCGCUGGAAAUAGCGUCAAAAAUGUCCGAGGAUAAAGACACUAUUAAUAGGCUCGUAGACAUACUUCUGACAAUGACUAGAAGAGCAUCGACUUUGCGAGAUAAAAAUAGGGUUCGUUCAAACAACAUUAAUUCGUCUUACUUGAGUACGAACGCCACGGAUUCCGAAAUUAAAUUGCACUCGAGCUCAAACAAACUUAAAAUAUUGUUCAAGACAGCUUUGGUGGCUGCUAAUGACGUGUUCAAAAAUAGACCGAAGGAUCAGGUAUUGGCGCUUACGGCCAUCGGAGACAUCUUAACUCAACCAUUGAAGAAUGACAUCAAACUCCUUCUGGAAUUUGUAAGCCUCAUGAAAACACAGUUCGACAGAGAUGAAGUCUGCAACAUGGCCUUCAAACAGCUCUCUAAAAUUAUCGAAGACACUAAAGUGGCUACUCUGAAUAAUAUCCUAGACAAACAAAUGUCAACGCAGGAUAUUUUGGAGAAUAUCAGCAAAAUACUUGGCCAAGAGAGUGUUAUGAACGUGGCUUUUACGAAAAUAGCGAAGAUAAACCCUGAAACGACGAAUCCAUUACUAGACACUUUGAAAACGCUGAUAGAAGAAGUGAAAACGGACGAAGAUGCCGUUAAAGCUCUACAACGAGCCAUUGUAGCCGCAGUCGAAUCUAUGAUGGACAAAACCCUAAAAAAGCUGAUGAAAAGUAACGGCUUUCGAGAGCUCAAGGAGGAAACGUUGAGUUUCGCGAAGGCCUUAGGUCUGGACGAUGUGGUAGACGACUUGAGCAAACCUACUGAUGGUUCUCUUCUUCUGGAGGAGACCAACAAUAUGUUGAAGAGAAUGACAUUGAUCAGACACCUAGCAGAAAGGGAUUAUUCCUUGAAAACCGCCAUUACGAGGAUCAAAAAGAAUCCGGAAUGUGCCAAAUCCGACCCUAGGAUCAGACAACUGAUCCGUGAGAGCGCUGUUCUGAUCUCCGAUCAAGCUCCACUUCUCACUUCGAGAAGCAUCCCCUUGCAGUUGAUGAAAAAGCAAAACUUGCUCGCCAUCGAGGACUUCCUAGUGAAGAGAACAGACAUAGACUUUCCUGUUUUGAUAUCCAGGGGUUCUCUGCAGGCCGUGAUUCCCAAAGACGCAUCCAGAGGCGUGCUAGCGGGCAGGGUGCCUUAUGUGCUGAUCGACGAAAGUGGUGUUACUAACUUUAGGCCUAUGCACAUGAUGACGGCUAUUCACGUGAACAAAAAUCGCGAAAAGAGGAUCGAUGACUAUUUAGGUGUCGGAAGAAGUAAUUCAGUGGAAAAAGACGAUACGGCAACGUUUCUGAAAGCCAAGAACAAUGGUUCCGAUAAUAGCAGAAGAAUGAGCUCGGGACCCCUUUUGAGGGGCUACGGGCCACGUGCCUAACACAAUGAGGGAGGAAGAACUAGAAGUGGCCUUGAAGGUGGUCAUCGUUGGCAAUGGUGGAGUAGGCAAGUCAAGCAUGAUCCAAAGGUACUGCAAAGGAACUUUCACCAAGGACUAUAAAAAAACCAUAGGAGUAGAUUUUCUUGAAAGGCAAAUAGAAGUAGACGGAGAAGACGUCCGACUGAUGCUAUGGGACACUGCGGGACAAGAAGAAUUCGACGCAAUCACCAAGGCCUACUAUAGAGGAGCUCAAGCAUGCGUUCUAGCUUUUUCUACGGUAGACCGGGAUUCUUUUGAAGCUGCGCAUUCAUGGAAACUCAAGGUAGAAAAUGAAUGUGGAGAAAUCCCCACUGUGAUUGUACAGAAUAAAAUAGAUCUCAUGGAACAAAGCGUUGUCAACCCAGAAGAAGCAGAUCUUUUAGCCCGAGCGUUAGGCUGUCGAUUGAUUCGAACGUCUGUCAAAGAAGACGUCAACGUGGUGGCCGUCUUCAGGCACUUGGCAUCGAAAUGUCUGGCAGAACUUCGGGAUCCUCGUGAUUAUGACUACUUCACCACGCCAACCACCUUCAGCCCAGAUACCCUCACUAUUAGUGCUUUUAACCCUAGUCAUUCUUCCAAAAACCAUAACGGAACCAUAGUACUUCGACCUCAUAAACAAAAAAAGAAGAAAAACGUUUUGAAAAAUGCUUGUAGGAUAUUAUGAAAGGCCACUUUGAUGAAUUAGUCGACCUAGUUUUUUUCUGUUUUUAUUGUUUGCCAUGUAUAUUGUCAAUGAUAUUGAUUAGUAGGUUUAUAAUAUGUCCCUGAUGAAUAUUUUUAUCCCUCUAAUAUAUUUAAAAUUUGUAUAUUUUGCCCCUUAGGCCAACUGGUGAAGUGCUAAUAUACGUGAAUGUUAUUUCCUAGGUAGGAUUUUUGUAUGCGUUAAAACCCCUGUAUGAUAUUCUAGAAUAAAGUAUUUUUGUGUGUUAGUACUAACUUUUGGACAUUGUGUGGUAUUGUUACGUUUUAAGUUUUUACCUACCAAUGUAGUUGAUUAAUAAAACAAAAAAAUAUA